GCCCAGCUCCGGAGGCUUUGUCGAGGGAGUGACAACAGCGAAAUGGCGGCCAAGGCGCCAAAUACGAAUUUUUGAGUGCGAGACAGGCUAACGCUGUCUCUGGAGACUUCACGAACGGCGGGGCCAUGGACGCCUCGGCGUGCAUGAAGUCCCUCCUUUCGGCGGCUUCUCAGUAUCGAGCUGCCCGCACCCAGCCCAACGCGGCUGGGCUCCAGCGGAGUUUGGAGGUUAUCUCAGGAUUGAAGUUGACAAAAUUUUUUGCAUCAAACCAUAUUUUACCAAGUGAAUGCCUGAACUGCUUAGUAGAACUUAUUGAGGACCCAAAUCUAAGCCCUCUAUUAACCUUGAAUGUAGUAGGCUUGCUUUCUCAGUUAGUUCUAGAUAAUGAAACCAGGGAAGCCCUUCAGUAUGCUUACAAUCUGUGUAGUGUCCUGGCAAGUGUGAUUCUUCGAAGCUCUACAAAUCCUGUCGACCCAGUAAUACUGCAGAGUAUUCAGCUGCUGCAGAAAUUGACCUACAAUGCAAGAAUAUUCCAGGCCUGUGCUAAUAUUGAAGACUUAAUUUCUUUCCUUAUGCUUCACAUUCAGUCUACUGAAGAUGAGUUAACUAUACCAUGCCUAGGACUUAUGGCAAAUCUUUGUCGACAUAAUCUCUCAGUUCAAACGUAUAUCAAGUCAUUGAUUAAUGUGAAAAGUUUUUAUCGCACUCUGAUCAGUUUCUUGGCCCAUAGUAGUCUAACUAUAGUUGUUUUUGCGCUUUCGAUAUUAUCAAGUCUUACAUUAAAUGAAGAAGUUGGAGAAAAGCUGUUUCAUUCCAGAAAUAUUCACCAGACUUUCCAGUUAAUAUUUAAUAUUCUUGUGAAUGGCGAUGGAACACUAACAAGAAAAUAUUCUGUGGAUCUACUUAUGGAUCUCAUGAAGAAUCCCAAGAUUGCAGAUUAUCUUACCAAGUAUGAACAUUUCACAUCUUGCCUCAAUCAGGUGGUAGGCCUCCUUCAUGGAAGAGACCCUGAUUCUUCAGCAAAGGUAUUAGAAUUACUACUUGCAUUCUGUUCAGUGACACAGCUCCGUCAUAUUGUACGUCAAACAGUACUGGAACCAAAUGUAGCAGUCUCUGGAAGUACAAGACUUGCAACUCGUGCUAAGAAUUCUGACUCAUCUAUUGUCUUAGUACAUUGGUCAAACCAGCCAUUGGAAGUAUCAGAGAAGUGUUCAAAUCUUGCUUUGGAGCUAUUCAGGGAGAUAUUUGAGGAUGUUAUUGAUGCAGGCAACAGUGCUACUGCUGAACGCUUUGUGGAUCUUCUUUUGCCUGUUCUUCUCGACCACCUUCAUUUUCCUGAUCACAUACUAGAAGACCCAUUGGCAAAGAAGAAAUGUGAAAGAAUGAUCAAAACUAUUGAUAUCUUGAUAACGUUUUGUGCAGAUGACAUGCUGAAAAUGCAUGUCACUAAAAUUCUAACAGCUAGCAAGUGUACUACUUUAAUAGAACACCAAUUUACAUCUAGUGGAAUUAACUUUAGUUUGGGGACAAAGGUUAUGGACUCUGAAUUGAGCAAAGUUGCUGCUGAUCUAAUCUUAAAAACACUGGAUCUGAUGAGCAAGCUUAAGCAGCUAGUUCCUAACAUGGAAGUCAGUUUUUACAAAAUUCUUCAGGACCAGCGCUUGGUUACCCCUCUGACUUUGGCUUUAACAUCAGACCACAGAGAACAAGUCCAAGCAGGACUUAGAAUACUGUUUGAAGCAGCACCAUUGCCAGAUUUUCCUGCCAUAGUGCUUAGUGAAAGUAUUGCGGCCAAUAAUUCUUACAGACAACGGGAAGCAGAGCAUGUCUCUAAAAGAAGCCACCUGCAAACAUCCAUGACUUGUGUUAAUUCAGUGAAAUCCUCUACUGUUUGCCAUCCCAAUGAUGGUGAUGCCUCAACUUUCAACAUUCAGGACCUGAUUCAGAAACUCCAUUCUGGCUUGGAGAUGAAGGAAUCAGUCACAGACAUCAGGGUAUCUGAAAUAAUGGAUGUUUAUGAACAGAAACUGUCUGCAUUGGCAUCCAAGGAAACAAGGUUGCAAGACCUUUUGGAAGCAAAAGCAUUAGCUCUUUCUCAAGCUGAUAGACUUAUUGCCCAAUAUCGUUGCCAGAGAGCUCAAGCUGAAUCUGAGGCUAGGACGCUUGCUUCAAUUCUGAAGGAUACAGAAAGAAAAAAUGAAGAUCUCGAGUCAUUACUGAAAGCACAGCAGACAGAAUCUGAACGGGUACAAAAUGAUAUUGAACAAUUAUUUCAGCAUAAUCGGAAAUUGCAAACAAUAGCAGAAGAAUAUGAGAUACUGAAAAGAUCUUCCAUUGAUCUCCUUCAAAAGCAUGAAACUAUUGAAAAGCAGUAUAAUGAUGUGCAGCUAAUGUGUAAUUCACUGAAUAAACAACUUGAGACCCUUAAAAGGCUGAAUGAAUCACUCAAGCAACAGAAUGAAAAAACUGUUGCUCAGCUGCUGGAAACAGAAGAACAUAGAAAAGAAUUGCACAAACAGAUGCAAGAAAAAGAUGGAAAAGUAUCAAGUUUACAGCAGAAGAUAAAAAUUCAGGAAGAAAAACUAAAAGCCAGACAGAAGGAGAAAACAGAUAUGGAGGAGACAAUAGACAUUCUUAGAAAAGAACUAAGUAAAACUGAGCAGGCAAGAAAAGAACUGAGUAUUAAGGCAUCUUCCUUGGAAGUUCAGAGGUCACAAUUGGAAGGACGACUAGAAGAAAAGGAGACCUUAGUCAAGCUUCAACAAGAAGAACUGAACAAACAUUCUCAUAUGAUCGCAAUGAUACAUAGCUUAAGUGGUGGUAAACUAAGUGCAGAGGCUGUGAAUCUCAGUUUAUAGAGCCAAAUUAUCUAGGUGUGCAUUUAUUUUCAUUUUAUGUUUUGUUAUGAAAAAUAUUUUUAGAUAACUUUCCUUCAAGAUAUUGUGGCAUUUAUGAAUAGUAGGCUAAAUUCAAUUCAUGUUGACACUAACAACUAUAUCGCUAUUGGUUGCUGUGUGUGCCUUGUUUACAAAUUUAAGAAGGGCUGAAUAUAAUUUUAGAAAAUAUCUGAGCAAGUGAAAAACCUUUUGAUGCAUAAACUAUCAGCUAUGAUAAAUUUACUUAAAUUAGUAAUGUUCUACUCUUAAACUGAUUUUACAAAAUAUCAGCUUUCAUUUCCAUGUAUACAAAAUGUUGUACACUGAAAUCUUGCUGGUUAACCUAUACAUUUGAAAAUGAAAGUAUACAAAUGUAUAUUUUUAUGUAGAAAAAACAAAUGUUUUAAGUCCUGUAUUAUACAGAUUGCAAUAUAGAUAUAUAUUAAUGAAUUGUGCAUUUAAAAGGGGUCUGUAAAUUUAUUUCCACAAAACAGAAGAUAUUCAGUUUUUCUAUAUCCAGUUUUCCUUCCAGUAUAAAUGUCAAAUAAUUAUAUUCACUGUUUUUCAGAUUUACAGAUGUCAUAUCUGUCUUUGUUCCUUUUAAAAAAGACUCUGUAGAGUUUUCCAGUAUUUAUUAUAGACCUAUAUUCUGCUUAAAUUACAAAGAUAGUAUAUAUAUUUAAACAAUUGCAUAUAUGUUUUAAAAUAAUGGACUUUCAACAACUAUGUGUAGUUUAAAAAUCAACUUAAAAUUUAAAGGACAAGGACAUGUAUUUUCCUAUUGUACUUUAUAUAUAUACACUGCACUCUUUAAUGAUAUAAUGAAAUGUGAUUAUGUUUGGAGACACUGAAACUCCAAAACAAUUAGUACUAAUUCUACUUAAGAGGGCAGUGAUCAUAUGCCAACAUUUCAACAAAUACCUUUACAUUUUAACUUCUAUGUGUCAAUCUUCCUCUUUAACUAUGUGCAAUUGAUGCUGUCAAUUCCAUUUUGGAAAGCUAUUAUCUCCAACUUGAUAGUGGUAUUUGGCAUUUAAAUGAAGUAUUAUUAUGGAUUCUGUAGUUGUCUUUUUAUAUUUUUGUUGUAGCUGUCAUAAUUUGUCUCUGGGAAUGGAAAUAAAUAACUCUGAAGUUAUGUACUUAUGCUCGAUUGAUGAUUGGUUGAUUGAUUUAGUGGAAACCAGUUGGCCUUGUUAUUCAAAUUUAUCUUGACUUGGAACUUGCACAUGAGCAGAUCAUGAUCAAUUUCACAGUCAGCUCCUGCCCAUUUUUUGCUGUAAUAACUGAGGUCUUCCACCUUUUUGUUUUCCACCAAUAAAA
This is a messenger RNA of Python bivittatus (Burmese python), 4196 nucleotides long. It is a transcript of the gene CIP2A, whose product is annotated as cellular inhibitor of PP2A. The record is from RefSeq and is a predicted model, not a curated record. Lineage: Eukaryota; Metazoa; Chordata; Lepidosauria; Squamata; Pythonidae.